Messenger RNA from Haplochromis burtoni (Burton's mouthbrooder), 2050 nucleotides. Its product is annotated as GRAM domain-containing protein 2B. The coding region runs from base 209 to 1066 and encodes 285 amino acids. The transcript has 12 exons. The record is from RefSeq and is a predicted model, not a curated record. NCBI's taxonomy places the organism in Eukaryota, Metazoa, Chordata, Actinopteri, Cichliformes, Cichlidae.
CAGGAGGCUGUCUUUGUCCUUUGUUUUUUCUCUCACCUGUGUUCACCUGGCCCUUGGUGAUUUAGAGUCAUUUCCAGGAAAUACAAGAGAAGCAAAGCCCUGCACAGAGCCAGUAAACGUGGAUUACAGACAUGAAGUUGUACAGUUAACUAUGUAUUCGAGUGUAUGACUUUGUGUGUGCGUGAGCCGGAAUUGUUUAUGUUCCAUCAUGACUCUGAAAAAUAGGAAAUUCUCACUGGACAGCUCUGGUAUCGUGGAAGGAAGUGAUAUUUUUGGCACGAGAAGAAGCAGUUUUAGAUCUAGUACAAAGAAAAAUAAACAGAGCACGAUGCUGGACGCAGUACAACUGGAGGGCCAACUAAAUCACAGCCUUGACUCCAACAUGGCCCUGAGAGAGCAGACCAUAGCAGAGGAGAAUCUUCAGCGAUCAGAUGAUCACUACUUCAAGCACAAUAAAAGCUUCAACAAGCUGUUUCCAGAGAUUCCUGUGUGGGACAGCCUGGCACACGCUUUCACGUGUUCCCUGCAGAAGGAAGUGCUGUAUCACGGAAAACUCUUUGUUUCUCAGAACCAUGUGUGUUUCUACUCAUCUGUGCUGCUCAAAGACACCAAGGUGGUGAUUCCUGUUUCCAGCAUAAAGGAUGUGAAGAAACAUGGCUCAGCACUGUCUAUGCUUUCUAUACAGACUGCUGAAGAGAAGUACUCGUUUGUGUCUUUGAGAAACCGUGAGAAGUGUUACAAACUCCUCCAAAGUGUGUGCUCAUAUGCGCAGGCGGAGGCUGUAAACAGCAGCCCUCAUCCGGCCGUUGCAGAGAACGAAGCUCACAAUCCGCAAUUCUCCAGUUUUUCCAGUUUGGACGACCGUGUAGAUUUUCCGAGCAGUGACUCUCUUGAUACCAGCUUUCUUCAGACGUCCAGUGAAGGCCCCAGCACAGCCAACUCCACUCGUCAAAACAGCAUAAUAGAUGAAGAAGACAGAGCUGGACUGUGGAUUUGGAGGUUCAUUGCACAACUGCCAGAACUUAAGACUCUCAGUGUUGUCUUCCACAUCUACAUGGUGCUGUGAGUAUAGUUUUCAGAUUGGAAGGAGAUUAGAAAUUUAAACACGGCGCCUUCACCCAGCUUCUGUGUUAUAGACCAGCUAUGUGGAAGGCAGAUUGUGGACCUGAACGCAGGACUCAGGGAAACAAGAAUAAAUUCAAAAAUCGGCUUUAUCGCUGGUAAUACACAAGAGUGCAAAAAGAUCUUUAGGGACAACACAGGGUAAGGGAACACAACAUCCAGGGACUCCGACCAGAGUUAUUAUAAGUUCACAUUUUCUAAUUAGCUUUUAUUUUUCUUUGAUUUUGACUUUUUGUUUUUAUUUCAGUUUAGUUUCCAGCGUAGAUUUUCACCUUUCAGUUAUUUCUUUUAUUCUUUUUAAAUGUUUACCCUUAGUGUAGUUUUUAUCCAUUUCAGUCUUAGUUUUAUCUUGUAUGAGUGACAUAUGUCAGAGGCGAGAUUUAGGAAAAUCAGUGCAGGUAUUACAAUAAAGACACGGAACGUUUUAAAAGCAAUUCCCUCACGGUCUUGUCUCAAUAAAGGCAUCAAUCAACGUCUCAUCAGGAAAGCCGUAUUAAAAUUUUUACCGAACUAACAGAUAAUAAAACCCAGGAUAUUUCCUCUAUAUUUAGUUAACUAUAAUAAUGAGGGGAGCGGAAACAGGUGGGAGGGCAGCUGAAACUAAUCAAGAAAACAAGACAAAGGAAGUAAAACGUGAAACAUGACACAGAGAAAUAAGAUGAGCAAAAUACAACAGGAAACAAGAGACAAAACUGUACAGGGAGAUCAGAUUAAAGUGAAACAAAAAGACAAACAUACAGACAAGACUGAAGGAACAGGAUGGGAACACAAAAAAGGAACUAAUUAGUCCAAGGCCAUCUAGGUCAUCUAGGUCAACUAGGAACUAAAGGGAAAAGUUUUCUUGAUGCAUGCUCAAUCAUCCAGGUAAGGAAAUCCAAAAAAAGUUGAUUCUGUUCAUCUGGACGUAACAUUUUUGGUGGGAGAAACA